UCGGGGGGCGGGCCCGCGGGGGGCGGGGCGCGGCGCGGUCCAAGAUGGCCGCGGUGUCGGUGUUCCCCGGCGUGCGGCUCCUCACGGUCGGGGACGCCAACGGGGAGAUCCAGCGGCACCAGGAGCAGCAGCCGCUGCGCCUCGAGGUCCGCACCGGCCCCGACAGCGCCGCCAUCGCGCUCUACGGCCACGAGGAUGUCUGCGUGUUCAAGUGCUCCGUGUCCCGGGACACCGAGUGCAGCCGAGUGGGGAAACAAUCCUUCAUCAUCACCCUGGGCUGCAACAGUGUGCUGCUGCAGUUUGGGACCCCCACGGAUUUCUGCUCCUUUUACAACAUCCUGAAGAACUGCCGGGGCCACAACACGGAGCGCUCGGUGUUCAGCGAGAGGACGGAGGAGAGCUCGGCCGUGCAGUACUUCCAGUUCUACGGGUACCUGUCUCAGCAGCAGAACAUGAUGCAGGAUUACGUGCGCACGGGGACGUACCAGCGAGCGAUCCUGCAGAACCACAGCGACUUCAAGGACAAGAUCGUGCUGGACGUUGGCUGUGGCUCGGGGAUCCUCUCGUUUUUCGCCGCCCAGGCCGGGGCUCGGAAAAUCUACGCGGUGGAGGCGAGCACCAUGGCCCAGCACGCCGAGGUUCUGGUGAAGAGCAACAACCUGACGGAGCGCAUCGUGGUGAUCCCGGGCAAGGUGGAGGAGGUGUCCUUACCUGAGCAGGUGGACAUCAUCAUCUCUGAGCCCAUGGGCUACAUGCUGUUCAAUGAGCGCAUGCUGGAGAGCUACCUGCACGCCAAGAAGUACCUGAAACCCACUGGGAACAUGUUCCCCACCAUCGGGGACGUGCACCUGGCGCCCUUCACGGACGAGCAGCUCUACAUGGAGCAGUUCACCAAGGCCAACUUCUGGUACCAGCCCUCCUUCCACGGCGUGGACCUGUCGGCGCUGCGCGGGGCGGCCGUGGACGAGUACUUCAGGCAGCCCGUGGUGGACACGUUUGACAUCCGGAUCCUGAUGGCCAAAUCUGUGAAAUACACGGUGAACUUCCUGGAGGCCAAGGAGGGCGACCUGCACAGAACCAGGACUGUGCUCAAAUCCGAGACCGAGCUUUGUGCCCUUUUACCGGGCACCAAAUCCCUUCAGAACCGGGACUGUGCUCAGGUCCGGGAUUGA
Molecule: messenger RNA, 1172 nt
Organism: Oenanthe melanoleuca
Lineage: Eukaryota; Metazoa; Chordata; Aves; Passeriformes; Muscicapidae
Gene: CARM1
Product: coactivator associated arginine methyltransferase 1
Exons: 10
Coding region: 45-1172 (375 amino acids)
Biological process (GO): peptidyl-arginine methylation
Molecular function (GO): protein-arginine N-methyltransferase activity
Source: RefSeq, a predicted model, not a curated record